This is a messenger RNA of Papaver somniferum (opium poppy), 1932 nucleotides long. RefSeq lists its product as uncharacterized. The record is from RefSeq and is a predicted model, not a curated record. Lineage: Eukaryota; Viridiplantae; Streptophyta; Magnoliopsida; Ranunculales; Papaveraceae. The transcript has a single exon. The coding region runs from base 209 to 1783 and encodes 524 amino acids.
CUCAUUUACCUUACACACACUGCGCUCCUCUGUAUAUUUUCUACAGAGAGAGAAAGCAAUUCUUAAGGCAGCAAGAGUGGUGAGUGAAUUCUCAAGAAAUCUUAACCAAUGCUUGGUUCUUGACCCCUCUCUCCUCUUCAAGUCCACCCCUUUCCUCUUAAAACAAAAUAUCAUCACAGACAACUAGCUUCCAACUUCACAGAGAGAGAUGGGUUUGUAUGGGAAAACCAAGAGCGGCAACAAUGAAAGUUGGGGAUUGGGUUUGUUAUUAGUAUUUUUUCUCGAUGAUGAGAACAAUGAAGAUCAUCAGCAACAGCAUAAUAAUAAUAAUAAUAAUCAGAAAUACAAUGAGAAUAAGAAGAAGAAUUUAGCAACUUCAUCUCCUUUCAAAUCUUCACCGAGUAGUGGUAGGAGUAAUACUCCUAGUUUCUUUAACAACAAUAAGCUACUUAUUAGUAAAGCUCAAUCAACUAUUUCAAUUUGUGCUCUCCUUGUUUUCUUUACUCUAUUUGUUUUUACUCUUUCUACUUUCGAACCCUCCAUUCAUUCUUCUACUUCUGCUGCUACUAAAUUUCCUCGCCGUUGGCUUCCUGAGAAGAUAAAUUACAGUCAUUUAGACAAAACCCACGUCAAAAAAUCUCAAAUUUCAUCCUACUCUGUUAAUAAUUUCGCAUUACAAGGAAUGGGUACUCUGUUCAGAAGAGGGACCAAGCCAAUGAAUGAUCUUAUUGUUGCUCAUUUGACUGAAGAUAUUACGGAUUAUGAGCUUCAAUUGUUUCUCAGGACUCUUCAUAGAUCUUCAGUUACAGCUAAAUCAGAUGUUGUGUUCAUCUAUUCUUCUUCAUUUUCUCCAAAUUUUACUUCUAUAAUUCAUCAAGAAAAUGAGUCGUUUCUGAAACUCGUUCACCACCACAGAAGGAACGGUUCAGCAAUUAAUGUGGCCAAGAAAUUGAAGACGAUGAUCAACAGUUUCGAUGUGACACAGUUUUCUAAAUCUGAUAAUAAAGGUGAAUCUCUCUGGGGGAAACGAAUUCGUACCAAUAGUAAUCACAGCAAUAACAACAACUCGGCAGAAGGAGAUAUUAAUGAGUUGAGUAUUGGAUCCAUGGUAGGUUUCGAAACGGCAGAGUUAGACCCUGAAGACUCAUUAUCUGGUUUCUUUAACAAUCCACCAUCGAUCCGGAUGAGAAGAUGGGCUUGUUAUCCAAUGCUGUUAGGUCGGGUGCGGCGGAAUUUCAAGCACAUUAUGUUAGUAAAUGUGAAAGACGUGGUUCUUCUUGGUGACUCAAUGUCCCGAGUCAGGAGUAGAAGUGCUGAGUCAGUUCAUUUAUGGAUGAUGAAUAAAAACUUGUUGGAUAAAACUACCCAAUCCCAUAACAAAAAGGAUCAAUCCAAGCAACCCUUAACUGCAGAUUUGAUCAUGGGUGGAAUGAGAGGUAUUAGAAGAUUAUCAAAUGCAAUGCUGAAUGAAAUUGUUAGAGCUACAAUGAAACACAAGGGUAAAACAAACACGAUUUCUGAUUCAGGAAUAUUGAGUCAACUCAUCCAUAAUGAGUCGUUACUGAAGCAUAUAGAAGUAUCGGUGACAACUGAAUCAGCUAUUCCUGAUACGAGUUCACUCGUGAAUAGUAAAAGAAACUCGGGUUUGACUCAUCAUCAUCACCACCACCAUCAGCAUCAGAAUAUUGUUCACCGAGGUAAUAGAAAUGUUGAUCUCAAUUCUAUACUUUUGAGAGAACUGUGUUCUUCUUCAGUAGAUUCUUUAGUUUACAGUGAUUGUUAAAUUAGAAAUGCAGUAAAAGAAAAAAAUAGUGAAAAUUUAUUUAUUUGUUUUUCUUUCUUUCUUUUCUCUCAAAUUCUGUCCUACGUGUAAUCUAUCAAAAUUUUCUUGUUCAUAUUGGGAAACAAAAUAAUAUAUAUUCGAUCAUAUCU